Eutrema salsugineum is the source of this 1453-nucleotide messenger RNA. RefSeq names its product serine/threonine-protein phosphatase PP1 isozyme 4. The coding region runs from base 175 to 1131 and encodes 318 amino acids. Gene Ontology annotation, molecular function: protein serine/threonine phosphatase activity. The record is from RefSeq and is a predicted model, not a curated record. The transcript has 4 exons. Lineage: Eukaryota; Viridiplantae; Streptophyta; Magnoliopsida; Brassicales; Brassicaceae. Gene Ontology annotation, cellular component: nucleus; cytoplasm.
UAAUAAUGUAAUUCGCAAAAUUAAUUCGAACUAAAACUCGAAAGUAAUUGCGCGUAAUUUCUUUUAUUUUUUCCACUGAUUGAUUGCAUUUUUUCUCGCAGCUCCACUUCUCGGGAGCUCUUUUCGUUUUGGGGUUGAAAAAAUUAGGGUUUUUUUUUGGGUGUGGUUCUGUUAAUGGCGACGACGCAGGGGCAGCAAACGGCGAUUGACCCGACGGUUCUGGAUGAUAUAAUCAGGCGUCUCACGGAGGUCCGGUUAGCUAGACCAGGGAAGCAAGUCCAGCUCUCGGAGGCUGAGAUCAAACAGCUCUGCACUACAGCUAGAGAUAUUUUCCUUCAGCAACCCAAUUUGCUAGAGCUUGAGGCACCCAUCAAAAUCUGUGGUGACAUACAUGGGCAAUAUAGUGAUUUGCUGAGGCUGUUUGAGUACGGUGGCUUCCCUCCUAGUGCCAAUUAUCUGUUUCUGGGGGACUAUGUGGACCGAGGCAAACAGAGUCUUGAAACGAUAUGUCUCUUACUAGCUUACAAGAUCAAGUACCCAGGGAACUUUUUUCUACUAAGGGGAAACCAUGAAUGUGCUUCUAUCAAUCGGAUUUAUGGCUUUUAUGAUGAAUGUAAAAGGAGGUUUAAUGUGAGGGUAUGGAAGGUUUUUACAGACUGUUUCAAUUGCCUUCCUGUUGCGGCGCUUAUAGAUGACAAAAUAUUGUGCAUGCACGGUGGACUAUCGCCGGAUCUCAACCAUCUGGAUGAGAUUAGAAGCUUGCCUCGCCCAACCAUGAUUCCCGACACCGGGCUGCUCUGUGAUUUGCUCUGGUCUGAUCCUGGGAAAGAUGUUAAAGGAUGGGGAAUGAAUGAUAGAGGCGUUUCAUACACCUUUGGUCCGGAUAAAGUCUCUGAAUUUCUAACAAAGCAUGAUCUAGACCUUGUGUGCCGUGCCCAUCAGGUCGUGGAGGAUGGUUAUGAGUUCUUUGCUGAUAGACAACUCGUGACGGUGUUUUCAGCUCCUAACUACUGUGGAGAAUUUGAUAAUGCUGGCGCGAUGAUGAGCGUGGACGAGAACCUUAUGUGCUCUUUUCAGAUUUUGAAGCCCGCGGAGAAGAAGACCAAAUUCAUGAUGUCCACAAAGAUUUGAUCUUUUGAUUAAGAUGGAUUUGGUCUUGCUCAGAGAAAUUGAUUCAAACCAUUGACGAUUUGGCUCUAAAGUGUGUGCCGAUGGUAGUGAGAACUCUUAGAAAGGAGCAAAACCUUAGUCUUCUAAUCUCUUUCUUCCCAAAUUCUCUUUCUGCAUAUUUUUUUUUCCCAUCUUCUUUUAAGGGUUUUACAUGAGUUUCAUCUGCCUGUUGAAAGCACAUAGAUGGUGUGUACAUGCAUAUGAUCAUUUCUUGGAUUUUAGGACACCAAAUGAAGUGAUGAUUAUAACCAAAAAAAAAAAGUGUUUAGUAUGAUAAGCUUUG